CAUAAAGAUAUCAAAUCUUUAAUUUACCAAAAAAAUAGCAACAAAUUAAAUAUAUUCAAAAAGACUACAAUCUUCAUUAAAAUAAGUAAAAUGAGCCACCCCAAUAAUGCUUACCAAAUAGCUUUCGAUAAGGCUACAAACGAUAAAACUCGUGAAGACUUUUGGAGAGAUUAAACCUAUUUAGUUGAUUGGUACAAGAAACCUGAUGUCAUUUUAGAUAGAUCUCACCCUAAUCCUGGUUUCUGGCGUUGGUUCAAAGAUAGCAGAGUUAACAUGUGCUACAAUGCUGUUGACCGUCAUGUUGGAGAACUUGCAAACUAGACAGCUAUUUAAUAUGUAUGUGGAUACUUAGGUACAGAAAAGGCCUACACUUGGGCUGAGUUGCUUGAUAAUGUAUCAAGACUUGCUGGUGUUUAUAGAAAAUUAGGUGUUAAGAAGGGUGAUAGAGUAAUUAUCUAUAUGCCCAUGGUCCCUGAAGCUGUCUUUGGUAUGCUUGCCUGUGCUAGAAUAGGAGCUAUUCAUUCUGUUGUCUUUGGUGGAUUUGCUGCUAAAGAGUUAUCAGGUCGUAUUUAAGACUCUAAACCUGCUUUGAUAUUAGGUGCAUCUUAUGGGUUUGAACCUGGUAAAGUUAUUAACUAUAAGUAGAUUUUAGAUGAAGCUAUUGACAUAUCUGGAGUAUAAGGUAUUAAAGUUUUACUUUUGUAAAGAGGUGACAAAGUGACUGCUCCCAUUAAAGUUGGUAGAGAUUUCGACUAUCAUUCUUCAAUGUUGUUUGCUGAAAAAGUUGACUGUGUCCCUGUUGAAGGAGAUCACCCAUUGUAUAUUCUUUAUACUUCAGGAACUACUGGAUAACCCAAGGGUAUAGUGAGAGAUACAGCUGGUACCUGUGUUGCUACCUCAUGGACUAUGUAACAUAUUAUGGAUAUUCAUAAAGGUGAUGUUUAUUUCUCUGGAAGUGAUAUUGGUUGGGUUGUUGGACAUCAUUUCAUAGUUUAUGGACCCCUUAUUAGAGGUGCUACAACAGUUUUGUAUGAGGGUAAACCAACUGGUACUCCUGAUCCUGGUUAAUUCUGGAGAAUCAUUGAAAAAUAUAGAGUUAAGGGUCUUUACACUGCCCCAACUGCUCUAAGAGCUAUCAGAAAAGAUGAUUUGAAUGGCGAUUGGAUUAAGAAGUUCGAUAUCUCUUCUUUAUAAGCCAUAUCUAUGGCUGGUGAAAGAUGUGAUGUGCCAACAUAUGAAUGGAUUCAAAAGCAUGUACCAGUUUUGAUCAAUGAUAACUAUUGGUAAACUGAGACUGGUUGGAUUAUUUCAUGCAAUUAUAAGAAUCUUUACACACACCCAAUUAAACCUGGUUCAGCAAUUAAGCCUGCUCCUGGUUUUGAUGUCCGCAUCCUUGAUUAAGAUAAUAAGGAAGUCACUGAACCAAAUAAGCUUGGAAGAAUUUGCAUUAAACUCCCCAUGCCUCCUUCAUUUAUGCUUACCUUAUAUAACAAUGAUGAAGCCUUUAUUUAAAAGUAUUUAGCUGAAUCACCAGGAUACUACUUAGCUGGUGACAGUGGUUACUUCGAUGAUAAAGGAUAUUUAAAUGUUAUGGCUAGAAUAGAUGAUAUCAUUAACACUGCUGGCCACAGAUUAUCUACUGCAGCUAUGGAAGAAGCUCUCCUCAAGCAUCCAAAUAUUGUUGAAGCAGCUGUUGUAGCAAAAGUAGACGAUUUCAAAGGAGAAAUUCCCAUUGGUUUUGUAGUUGCUAAAUAAGGUGGUAACAUAGACUUAAAAUAAUUCGAAAAAGAAUGUACAACAAUAGUUAGAUAAGAAAUAGGACCCGUCGCUUCUUUUAAUAACUGCAUUCUAGUUGAUAAGCUACCAAAGACCAGAAGUGGUAAAAUCUUAAGACAAACACUUAAAAAAAUUGUAGAUGGAGAAAAAAUAGAAAAGAUCCCUCCUACUAUCGAUGAUGCCUCAGUAAUUCCUAAAAUACAAGCUGAUGUUGAAAGUUAUGGUCUCCUAAAGAAAAAAAAUACUUCUGCACAGUAACCUGUUCCUAGACUCUGA
This is a messenger RNA of Tetrahymena thermophila SB210, 2052 nucleotides long. RefSeq names its product AMP-dependent synthetase/ligase. Lineage: Eukaryota; Ciliophora; Oligohymenophorea; Hymenostomatida; Tetrahymenidae. The transcript is spliced from 6 exons. The record is from RefSeq and is a predicted model, not a curated record.